Molecule: messenger RNA, 1846 nt
Organism: Magnolia sinica
Lineage: Eukaryota; Viridiplantae; Streptophyta; Magnoliopsida; Magnoliales; Magnoliaceae
Product: protoporphyrinogen oxidase, mitochondrial
Exons: 18
Coding region: 404-1738 (444 amino acids)
Biological process (GO): heme biosynthetic process
Cellular component (GO): mitochondrial inner membrane
Molecular function (GO): protoporphyrinogen oxidase activity, oxygen as acceptor
Source: RefSeq, a predicted model, not a curated record
UGUUUCAAAACCAGGGGUUUCCGCAGGCGUAUGCAAUUUCUAAGUGCGUGCGUAUCAUCCAUUACACUCCGGCAGACUAUCAAAGUUUUUUCUCUAUCGUCAUUCCAGCAUCCUCUUCCCUCUUUUCAGAACAACAUCCCACACCAUUUUCAGAAAACAGAAAGCCCGCCAUGGCCUCACCCGCCAAAGAGGAUAAGAAAGGCAUCCGCUCUGUCUCUAUCUCUCAUACUGUUCUGUUAAAUCAGUUGCAGUUGUUGGCGGCGGUGUUAGUGGGCUCACUGCAGCAUAUAAGCUUAAAUCAUAUGGUUUGAGUGUCACACUGUUUGAAGCUGAAGAAAGAGCUGGAGGUAGAAUAAGAAGUGUUUCAAAAGACGGUCUUGUAUGGGAUGAAGGUGCGAAUACGAUGACAGAGAGUGAGGUAGAGGUUGGAAAUUUGAUCGAUGAUCUGGGGCUUCGGGAAAAGCAACAAUUUCCAAUUUCACAGAACAAGCGAUACAUUGUGCGAAAUGGAAUGCCAGAACUGCUUCCAUCAGAUCCCAUUGCCUUGAUCAGGACCAAUUUUCUUUCUGCACAGACAAAGUUGCAGAUAUUUUUGGAGCCACUUUUGUGGAGACAUGCUGAAGCAAAACAUAACAUCUCAAAGGUGUCUAAUGAAUGUUUACAGGAAAGUGUGGGGAGUUUUUUUCAGCGCCAUUUUGGGAAAGAGGUUGUCGACUAUCUCAUUGACCCUUUUGUUGCGGGCACAAGUGGAGGAGAUCCUGAAUCACUAUCUAUGCGUCAUGCAUUUCCUGAGAUGUGGCAUCUAGAGAAAAAGUUUGGUUCAAUCAUAGUUGGGGCUAUCCGAUCUAAAUUAUCUGGUAAAGGAGAAGAAAAUGGAAGAAAGAAAACUUCAGUGAAAAGGAAACGCCAACGUGGUUCAUUUUCAUUUCAGGGUGGGAUGCAGACUCUCACAGACAUGUUAUGCAAGGAACUUGGCAAAGAUAGUUUGAAGUUGAAGUCUAAGGUGUUUUCGUUAUCUUAUAACCUUGAUGAGACCUCUCUAUUUAACAAUUGGCGGGUUUCUUGUGCGACAAACCCUGCCAACCGUAAGGAGCCUUCACGAAAUCAAUCUUUUGAUGCAGUUAUAAUGACAGCUCCACUCUGUAAUGUCAAAGAAAUGAAAAUUGCAAAAAGGGGAAAUCCUUUUAUCCUUGAUUUUCUUCCGAAGGUGAAUUAUUUGCCACUAUCAGUUAUAAUUACCUCCUUUAAAAAGGACAAUGUCAAGCGGCCCCUCGAAGGAUUUGGAGUUCUUGUUCCUUCCAAAGAGCAGGACAAUGGUUUAAAAACACUUGGUACACUCUUUUCUUCAAUGAUGUUUCCUGAUCGAGCCCCUAACGACCAGUAUCUGUAUACUACCUUCGUUGGAGGAAGUCGGAAUAGAGAUCUUGCAAGAGCUUCAUUGGACGAGUUGCUACCUAUUGUGACUUCUGACCUUAGGAAGCUGUUGGGUGCCGAGGGACAACCUACAUUUGUGAAACAUGUGUUCUGGAGUAAUGCCUUCCCCUUGUAUGGGCAUGAUUAUGAUUCAGUGCUGGAAGGUAUAGCAAAGAUGGAAGGAGAUCUUCCCGGGUUCUUCUAUGCAGGUAACCAGAGGGAUGGACUGUCUGUGGGAAAAGCAAUAGCUUCUGGUUGCAAAGCAGCUGACCGUGUUAUCUCCUAUCUCAGCUCUUCUGAUAACAAGAUGCCUAGUGGGACCUGAUUGGCAAUAUAGGACGUUGACAAAGUUAUUUGGUAAUUGGCAUCACAAUACUCUUUUUUGUUCGCUUCUUUUUUGUCUCCUCUUCAAUUCUAAAAGUGUUUGGAUGCA